This is a messenger RNA of Pelecanus crispus (Dalmatian pelican), 573 nucleotides long. NCBI's taxonomy places the organism in Eukaryota, Metazoa, Chordata, Aves, Pelecaniformes, Pelecanidae. The record is from RefSeq and is a predicted model, not a curated record.
AUGUCAGAGUUCUGGCUAAUUUCCGCCCCAGGAGAUAAAACAAAUCUGCAGGCAUGGGAGAGAAUGAACACGGUGACAUCUAAAUCCAACCUGUCCAGCAACAGCAAAUUCCAUAUUCCAGACUUAAAGGUGGGGACACUGGAUGCUCUUGUUGGUCUGUCAGAUGAGUUGGGAAAACUUGAUAGCUUUGCUGAAAGCAUAAUAAAGAAAAUAGCCCAGUACAUAGGAGAAGUUAUGGAGGACUCAAAAGAUAAAGUCCAGGAAAAUCUUCUGGCCAAUGGAGUUGACCUAAUUAGCUACCUGACACGGUUUGAGUGGGACAUGGCCAAAUAUCCCAUAAAGCAGCCUCUGAAGAAUAUAUCAGAAGCGUUAGCAAAGCAAGUGACUCAGAUAGAAACAGACCUAAAGACCCGAUCAGCUGCAUACAACAACAUUAAAGGAAAUUUGCAAAGCCUGGAGAAAAAAACUGUGGGAAAUCUGCUGACUCGGACCCUAGCAGACAUUGUGCAUAAAGAAGACUUUGUUCUGAAUUCCGAGUAUCUUAUCACACUGCUCGUCGUGGUGCCAAAGUAA